UUUUGCUUCAAUUUUUCUGGCCAGCAUCUCUACUCCAAAUCCGUCUACUAACAUUUGUUUACAUUAUUUGAUCAUGAAUCCUAAUUUACUUGAUUACAAUUAUAGGCCAGUAAAUUCACAAACUAUCCCGAUUUUACCUCCAAGUUCAUCUAUUUCAACAUUAUCCCCUUCAGCAGCUACACGUUUAAAUCAAACACACUGUCUUCAAUCAUCCGACUGUUCGAUUAAUUCUGGUAUGAUCAAUGAGAUGCAAACAUCACAAUCAUAUCUACACUUCGAUGACCCUUUAUUAAAUCUUUUUAUCAAUGAUAGUGACAGCUGCGCGACCAUGCCACCCAAUCAAAUGGCUCCAAAUGAUCUUAUUUCAGAUCAAAGUCAUCAACUUGUAGGAACGACCAAUGAUCACGCAUAUUCAAGAGUAGAAAGAGAGUCUAGGACGGACCAUCAAUUAACUCCGAUAUCUAACUCAGUCAAUUAUGGUGGUAACUCACCAAAUUUACAACUAGGCCGAAUAAAUUCAAAUUCAAUCGGGGGCAAUAGUCAACAUCAUCAAACUCAUCACUCACAUCAAUCUCAUCACCACCAUCCUCCUCAUCCCCACCAACAUCAGCACCCAACUCAUCUUCCACAAUUUCAUCAAUCUCAUCCAAGACACCAACAUUCAAUGUCACAUCAUCUACUGCAACCGCAGCCACAGCCUCCUCCCCAUCAACCACCACCUUCACCUCAUCAAUCUAUUCAUAAUUAUGUACAGCAAUCCAAUUCCAAUCACCAAUUAUUCAAUUCCAAUUAUCACACCAUUAUUACACCACCACCGAGUAUGAGUAAUCAUGAUUCACUUGAGCAAUGUAGAGGACUUAGCAGCCCUGCUUCGUCACCUAGCAAUAUUAUUAGAAAUAUGCCCCAAGAUAACUCACCCCGAACGCUUACUCCAAGCUCUGGUGCACCUAGUUUGGUUGGUGCCUCUAAUUCCUAUCAUACAUCAUCACAAUCCACUCAAUCGUCGCAAUCCACUCAAUCUUCACAAAAAUCAGAAGAUCUUUCGCAAAAAGCUAGCCAAAUAAUGAAUUGUGAUGACUUGGAUAGAAAUCGAUUCAAAGAUAAGACACAACCAUCAGUACAAAUAGCUCGUAAACCUAUUAAUCCAGCACCAGCGCCAGCACCUGCGUCGCCACUUCCCCCUCCUUUAACUCUUCAGCCACCCAAACCCAAACCAGAGGUUAUCGAUGUUUCAUUUGCCCAACCAAGAGAAGAAAAUAACGAAGAAAAAGUUCAAUUGAAUUCUGUUCCUUCGUCUGAUAGAACAGUCAAGGAAGUGGAAAUUAGAACUGUACAAACAUUACAUACCGUUCGUCAAGUUUUUUAUCAAGGACGAGUUUUAUGUGAGACACCAGCAGUAAAAUCUCAACCAGUAAUCACCCCAAUAGGAAGUUUGAAAUUGGAUGCAGCUCAUCUGGAAAAUAAAACCACUCUGCUAGCAUAUCUGAAACAAUUUUCCCCAUUCAGUUUCAACCAGAACAAUAUUGAUCAUUGCAACGCUAACUCUACUACGGUUGAAGUUACGCCAUCUUCAUCUAACUCAUCUGAUCUUUACAGUGAGAGGUUAACGCUAAAGCCAGAGUUGGAAUCAUCUAAAUCUUCCUCGUCGUCUACUAAUGGAAAUGUUGAGCCACAAAAUAAUUCAGGAUUUUCCAAGCCCUUGCCUAAUACAACUCGAAAAUCUAAUAAAUCUGUCUCUUCUAAAGAGUCAAACCUUGCAUCAGGCAAUAUGGCCCAAGAAUCACGUAACCCUACUGAACCGAAGUCUCUCCCAAUGUCUAUGUUCGAGUCGAAUUCUAAAAACCAAUCUAAUUCCAACAAAAGAAAACUCAAUUCUGUCAGUGGAUCUAAUAAAAGAACGAGAAAAAAUGGAAGAGCUGAGAUGGAAGAGACUAUAAAAAAAGAAACUAAAGAGGAAGAGGUUAAAAUGAAGGAUAAGGAGGAUACAAUUAAAAAGGAAGAAUUAAUUGACAGCGAAGAAACUCGCAGGGAAACAGCAACAGCUUUGCUUUCUUUACAUGGAAACUCAUCGUUGAUGAGAGUUGGAGAAGUGACUCCAGAUAUGGUUAUUGAUAAAAUCAGAGAACCUGAGUUUCGACCGAUUGAAAAAGAUAAUCAAGUUUUUGCUAAAUGGGCCCAAGAUAAAAAUUUUUAUCCCGGUAAAACAACUUCACCUCAAACUGAUUCCAAAUGGUUAAUAACUUUUGACGACGGCGAAAAACGUUCUGUCCACGAAAGUGAGAUUAUCUCCGUUCCUUACUUAGUACCUGGACAGCACGUUAUGAUAACCUAUUCAAAUGACAGUUGUGCUCAACGAGUGAUUAAACGUUGUUUUGUUAAAAACGGAUAUGAUGUUGAGUACGAAAUUGAAAAUGACGACGCUGAUGGUAAGCGGUAUCCAACUCGAAACAUUUUCUUAACAUCUGAAAUGGCUGCUAUUCUAUUAGGUAAACAAUCAAAAUUCCCUUCAAAUGCAUCUAAAUUUGCUGACGUUGAUCUCAAUAAUAUAAUACCUAAACGUUCACGGAUAUCUAAGACAACAUCGUCAUCAGCCACAUCCACAGCUGCCACAACAACAAGCAACACAGCAUCUUCAACAUCAUUAGUUCAAACAGCACCCUCAUCAGUCGCUAGCCAUACAUGUUCUAGUGAUGAUCACGGUUCAGUUGGAGACUCUGAUACCGGUUCAGUGAAUAGUUCUAAGAGUACAAAAGGUCGAAGUACCUCAUUUAGCAAAAAAUUUUUGCCAUCAUUCAGUCCAUCAGGCAAAGUAACCAAUGAAAAUGCUAAAUCUAAGAAAAAUUCGGCCUCUAAAUACCAGCCUCCUUUACCAUUCACGUAUAAAAAAACUAGUUCAGACUCAUCAUCAUCUAAAUCAUCUUCAACCUCAUCAACCUCCUCAAACUCUAAACUAUCAAUUGUUCAAGGAGAAAAGGAAAAACUCUUGGGACCGAUUCCACCUGAAGGAAGCACCUUUUUCGACGGAAUUGGUUUCCUAUUAGCUGACAGAACUAGUAAUUCCAAUAAAGAAAUGUCUUCAUCCGAAGCUGGUUGUAGUAUACCCUUUGAUGCUGAUUAUUUGGUAUCUCAAAUUCAAAAUGGUUCAGGGAGAGUCUUUAAUGAUCUUGAAUCAGCUCGAAAUUGCGCCGAAAUAAAUGAGAUCGUUCUGAUUGCCUGUACAUAUCUGAAAACAUCUCUUUAUAUGCAAUGUUUACACGCUGGCAUUUCUUGUGUAAGGCACACUUGGGUUAUCGAAUGCUGCCGUGAAAGACAAUUGCUCCAAAAAACUAAGUUUUUACUUCCUUCAGGCUUUAGUAUCAUCAAAUCAAGCCUUCCAUCAGACAAAAAUGUCUUCAAAAAGAGUGCAAAUCUAUUCAAAGGAUUGAAGAUAUUGAUUGCUGACACCAAGCUGAUAGAUACAUGGAAACCUGUAUUGUCCGCCGGUCAAGCUAUUAUUGUUUCUGGUUUGCCACCUUCAGGAGGAUCAUCAACUCGUAAAGCCUCUAAUUCUGUGGAUUUUAUAGUUGCUGACAGUAAUUGCUCUACCUCAGUUAUUAAGAAAGCGCAACAAACUAAUAUUCCAAUUGUGACAAGCGAGUAUCUCGCUCAAUGUUUGAUAAAUGGUAAAAAAUUGCAGCAUGAUUCACACGAAGAAUUCACUUAUAAAUAAUAUUAUUGUUUUUAAUUAAUUAUUGUUUUAUUAUUAUGACUUCUAUUAUCAUUGUAUGAUUAUAUUUCAAGAAACACAACAAAUGACCCCUUUUCACCUCUUCCACACUAGCCCACCAUAUUGUUGUUCAUCUUUCAUCUAUUAUUGAAUGUGAUGCAUUUUUUCCCUUCUCAUUACCAUUUCGCUCAUCGUGAAAUUAAAAUUAAACAAACAACCGUAAUCAGUCAUGAGGACCAAUUUAACAUUGGUUCAUCAUCAAAAAAUCAAAAUGUCACCUCAAUUAUUUAAAAAAAGAAACCAAGUUUUGGUGAAACAAAUUGAAGUUGAAUUUGUAUAAGAAUUAAAAUCAAAAAGUAAAUAAUUGAAAUGAUGAUUAUUGUCAUUUGAUUGU
This is a messenger RNA of Tetranychus urticae (two-spotted spider mite), 4100 nucleotides long. RefSeq lists its product as uncharacterized. The record is from RefSeq and is a predicted model, not a curated record. Gene Ontology annotation, biological process: positive regulation of transcription by RNA polymerase II; DNA damage checkpoint signaling. Gene Ontology annotation, molecular function: histone binding. Gene Ontology annotation, cellular component: nucleus. NCBI's taxonomy places the organism in Eukaryota, Metazoa, Arthropoda, Arachnida, Trombidiformes, Tetranychidae.